AUGGGCAUCUCCGACCUCUGCUACCGUUUCUUCUGCUGCGGCGCCCGCUCAAGGGACAGCAUAUACGAUCCCGUGCUCGCAGAUAGCGAGAGGGAAGCUGUCGCCGACCUACUUGGCUUUCUCGAAAAUCGAGCCGAGACCGACUUCUUCUCUGGGGAACCCCUCCGCGCCCUCAGCACGCUCGUCUACUCGGACAACAUUGAUUUGCAGCGGUCGGCAAGCUUGACUUUUGCCGAGAUAACAGAGCGAGAUGUACGAGAGGUCGACCGCGACACGCUCGAGCCCAUCUUGUUCCUGCUCCAGAACCCAGACAUCGAGGUGCAGCGUGCCGCCAGUGCCGCCCUGGGCAAUCUUGCCGUCAACACCGAGAACAAGGUGGCCAUUGUCGCUCUCGGUGGCCUGGCACCCCUGAUCAAGCAGAUGAACUCGCCCAAUGUCGAGGUGCAGUGCAACGCCGUCGGCUGUAUCACCAACCUGGCUACCCACGAAGACAACAAGGCCAAGAUUGCACGAUCAGGCGCUCUCCAGCCCCUCACCCGCCUCGCAAAAUCAAAGGACAUGCGCGUCCAGAGGAAUGCCACUGGUGCGCUGCUCAACAUGACACACUCAGACGACAACCGACAGCAGCUGGUAAACGCCGGCGCAAUCCCCGUACUCGUACAGCUGCUCUCUUCGUCCGAUGUCGACGUUCAGUACUACUGCACCACCGCCCUCAGCAACAUUGCCGUCGACUCGAGCAACCGCGCCAAGUUGGCACAGACCGAAGGCAGGCUGGUUGGCUCCCUGGUCCACCUCAUGGAGUCUUCGUCGCCCAAAGUCCAGUGCCAGGCCGCCCUUGCCCUUCGCAACCUUGCCUCUGAUGAGCGUUACCAGCUCGAGAUUGUGCGCGCUCGUGGUCUGCCAUCUCUUCUCCGUCUCCUCCAAUCCUCAUACCUCCCGCUUAUUCUAUCCGCCGUCGCAUGCAUACGAAACAUCUCCAUCCACCCCGCCAAUGAGUCACCUAUUAUUGAAGCCGGUUUCCUCAAGCCCCUCGUAGACCUACUCGGCUCCACCGACAACGACGAGAUUCAAUGCCACGCCAUAUCCACACUCCGCAACCUCGCUGCCAGCUCUGACAAGAACAAGCAAUUGGUCCUCGAGGCUGGAGCUGUGCAAAAGUGCAAGUCCCUUGUACUGAAUGUGCGACUACCAGUGCAGUCAGAAAUGACUGCGGCCAUUGCUGUACUUGCACUGAGUGAGGAACUGAAACCUCACCUGCUGAACCUGGGCGUCUUCGACGUCCUCAUCCCGCUUACAGAAUCUGAAAGCAUCGAGGUGCAGGGCAACAGUGCCGCUGCAUUGGGCAACUUGUCGUCAAAGGUGGGCGAUUACUCGAUUUUCAUCCAAAACUGGACCGAGCCCGCCGGCGGAAUUCAUGGUUACCUGCGCCGUUUCCUCGCUAGCGGCGACCCAACGUUCCAGCACAUUGCCAUCUGGACACUCCUACAAUUACUCGAAUCUGAAGACUCAAGAUUGAUGGAGCUCAUAAGCAAGUCGGAUGAGAUCAUUAACAUGGUCACCGAGAUUGCCGAACGCAACAUCGAGUCGGACGACGAAGACAACGAGGACGGCGAGGGCGAGGUCGUCACCCUUGCACGCAGGUGUCUUGAGCUGCUGGGCAAGAGCCCCAAGACAUUUGUCGAAGGAUAG
Bipolaris oryzae ATCC 44560 is the source of this 1689-nucleotide messenger RNA. RefSeq lists its product as uncharacterized. Gene Ontology annotation, biological process: vacuole inheritance; nucleus-vacuole junction assembly. The record is from RefSeq and is a predicted model, not a curated record. The transcript is spliced from 7 exons. Gene Ontology annotation, molecular function: protein-membrane adaptor activity; protein binding. The coding region runs from base 1 to 1689 and encodes 562 amino acids. NCBI's taxonomy places the organism in Eukaryota, Fungi, Ascomycota, Dothideomycetes, Pleosporales, Pleosporaceae. Gene Ontology annotation, cellular component: fungal-type vacuole membrane.